Zingiber officinale is the source of this 779-nucleotide messenger RNA. Its product is annotated as monothiol glutaredoxin-S2-like. The record is from RefSeq and is a predicted model, not a curated record. The transcript has a single exon. Bases 78 to 455 code for a protein of 125 amino acids. Lineage: Eukaryota; Viridiplantae; Streptophyta; Magnoliopsida; Zingiberales; Zingiberaceae.
UCUCCGUGUCUUUAUAUCGAUCGGUUCGUCGGUACAGCGGCCAGGGACAAAGAUUAGGCGGAGCGGCGAUCGAUCCGAUGGCGGCCGUGGCGGCGGUUUCGGGAGGAGGUAAGCGGCGCGGUGCGACGGCGCUGUCGAUCGACGGGGCGGAGGAGUCGGCGGAGGAGCGGGUGGGGCGGCUGAUCCGGGAGAACCCCGUGGUCAUCUUCAGCCGCCGGGGCUGCUGCAUGAGCCAUGUGAUGAAGCAGCUGCUGGCGGCGGUGAGGGCCCACCCAACUUCCAUCGAACUGGAGGAGGCCGAAGAGGAGGCGGCGGCAGCGGUCGCGGCGGGGGGAUCCGGCCUCCCGGCCCUCUUCGUCGGCGGCGUGGCAGUGGGGGGCCUCGAGGGCCUCAUGGGCCUCCAUCUCCGGGACCGCCUUGUCCCGAUACUCCAGGAGGCCGGCGCCUUGACCUAGAUGUCGACGCGUGCUACCGCCGGUGGUCUCCUCACCUGCGACCUGGGUUAAUACAGUAAUUAAUUUCCCUUCUCUCUCUCUCGGUCUCUCGGUCUUUUUUUUUAAUGUAACUUCUUGCAAUUUAGAACUUGGGGAGGAGUUCUACAUGCCUCUCAAUUCAAUCUCACCCAUGGAUGAUCGAGAUGGCAACUCUAUUGUAGAUAGGGACCAUGUCUAAAAAAAGGCAAAACCAAAUUAGACGAAGAUAUCUACCAGUUUGCCCCCUCCUCUUCCUCUAUUUUCCAAUACCGUGAGUAGUAAAAUUCUGUGUUCUGUUCCUUUUCA